AGAGUUUCAGCUGCCUUGUGCACACAGUAGUCCCGGGAGUGAAGACCCACGUCUCCCAGCCGGUACUCUUCAAUACUUCAGAAUGAUUCCCAAUCACAAUGCAGUAUCAUUAAUCAUUCUUUUGGGCACUGUGACCCUUUUGAAAGGUUUAACCUGGGAGAACAAAAACGGACCCCUGGAGGAAAAGAGGUUAGAAGUUCCAGAAGCGACCGUAGUGCCAUUUGCAGUUUUCCAGUUUAAAGCGUCCCAGCCUGAGGUGACAUCAUUCAAAGUUACCGGCGAAACGGAGGAUAAAAUCAAGAUCAGCAAUGACGGCUGGCUGUACUUAGAAAAGGCCCUGGACAGAGAACUGAAGCAGAGCCAUAGCAUACAGAUUGAAGCUCUCGAUGAGUCUUCACAGACAGUGGAGGGACCCGUCACAGUGACAAUAAUCGUGAAAGACAUCAACGACAAUCGGCCCGUCUUCAGUCAGUCUGAAUAUGCUGGAGUUGUGAGGGAGCACUCAGUACCUGGUGACCCAUUCUUGCAGGUUUUUGCCACAGAUAUGGACGAUCCCAACACCCCCAAUGCCAGGUUGAACUUCACUAUUUCAAACCAAAUCCCGGAUCAUCUCAAGACACCCAUGUUUCAGAUUAACGCCGCCACUGGGGAGAUCUCCACCACUCCUGAAGGAGCAGCAGCUUUGAAGGCCAGCAAGGUAUUCAUGUUUGAUAAAGAAGAAGAUGUGGACAAGGUGGAUCAUUUGAGGAAAAAAUUUGAUGAAUAUUGCAUUCCCAAAGAGAAUAUUCCCUAUGAAAGGAAUCCAUUCUUCACUUGCGUUCAACAAAGAGGAGCCGCGAGACUGGAUCCACAAAUUGCAGCAGACUACACCCUCAUAAUUACCGUUAGAGAUUUGGAAGGCUUGUCAGAAAGCGCUCUGAGUGGGAGCACAAGGGUGAACAUUGUAGUGAAGGAAAACCUGUGGGUGGCUCCCAGUCCAAUUACGAUCAAAGAGAAUUCCACCGAGCAGCACCCAGUCCAAAUCACACAGGUGCAGUGGAACGAACCAGGAGCCAUAUAUACACUUGCACAGAAGGAGAAGUUUCCACGGUUUCCAUUCUCAAUAGACCCAGCUGGCAGAAUCUACGUUACCGAGCCCCUGGACUGGGAGGAAAAGAGCAGGUACGGGCUGGUGGUGUUUGUGAGAGAUGAAAACAUGAAAGAACUGGACAGGCCGCUGGAGAUCCAUGUGAUUGUAGAAGACAUUAACGACAACCCUCCCGUGUGUGUGCACAGUGAGAGCCUGUUUGAAGUCCAGGAAAAUGAGAAUAUAGGAAAUAAGAUUGGAGUUCUGCAAGUCACAGACCUGGAUGAAGAGGGCACAGAGAACUCUCUUCUGCACUAUGAGAUAUUGAACCAGGAGCCAGAGCUUCCUUCCAGAACCAUGUUCACCAUCGAUGAAUACAGUGGAAACAUUCAGAUUGCACAUGGGCAGUUUGAAAAGAAGAAGGUCCCAGAGUACAGACUCAGAGUGAAGGUUUCAGACAAUGGAGGACGUCCUGCAGGAUUUAGUACUGAGUGCAAGUUGGUUAUCAAGGUCAUUGAUAUAAACAACCAGAUCCCCAUAUUUGAAAACAGUCAGUAUGAACCUGUGUCCACACCAGAGGACACACCUUCAGGAACCACACUGCUCUCUAUCCUGGCCAAUGAUGCUGAUGAACCAGGAACUGGCAGUUCGAAGGUUGAGUACAGUAUUGCAAAUGGAGACCCCGGUAAACACUUUGCCAUCGAAACAAAUGGGACAACAAAUAGAGGAUAUCUAUAUAUUAUCAAGCCACUUGACUUUGAAAAGCAGUCUCAAUACCAUCUUCAAAUUAAUGCCCGGAAUCCGGAGCCCCUGGUUUCUGGAAUAGAUUACAACUCCAGUUCUUCAGCUUUGGUCAUUAUUGAAGUUACUGACGUCAAUGAAGCUCCAGAGUUUAACAAGACCGGUAUCUACCAAACAAUCAUCUUAGAAGACAUUGCCAAUGGAACAACCAUUCUGCAAGUACAGGCCAAAGACCCAGAGGAUGAUGCUAUCACAUAUACACUCUUAGAUGACUCCCUGAAGUGGUUACGAAUUAAUGAGAAAACUGGAGAUAUUAUUACAGCAGCAAGCCUGGACUUUGAGAAGAUGCAGGAGUAUGUAGUGCGCGUUAGAGCUGAGGCAGGAGAACCUAAACAAAUGUCAGAACAGCAGGUUUUCAUUAAAUUGAAAGAUGUCAAUGACAAUGUCCCAACACUGUCGAAGGAGUCACUUUCAGCAAUCAUCUGCUAUCCCGUGGAACAAUCCCAGAAGCCUCUGAUGCUGGUGGCAGAAGAUCCCGAUCUGCCUCCUUAUGGAUCACCCCUUACCUUCUCCCUUGGUGGGAACGCCACUGUAUCCAAUGACUGGAAAAUCAAAGCCUUUAACGAAACUUCUGCAGAGCUGAUAAUAAAUCACAGAAAUGUUCAUCAACAAGACUAUAAGGUUCCCAUAAGAAUCAAAGAUGCGGGGGAUAGGGAAAACACACAAACAUUUACAGUGCACAUUUGUAAAUGCACAGACUUUGGAAAUUGCUUCAUUGAGCCAGGAGCGCACAAAGAAAAGGCAUAUGCAGGGACAGCAGUUGCUUUGUUGGUAGGAGUGCUCGGAUUUAUAGCUGUCAUUCUGGCUGUUGUCCUUUACCGGAUAAAAAAGAAGAACCCCAAGAAGAAGUCACAAAAUGCUAAUGGGCCAGCAGAAACUGAGUUACUAUCAAAAGCUAAUGCGUGAAUUUAAACUUUCAAAAACAGUUUAAAAUGUAAGUUUGUACAAAUAUUUUUCUGUCUUAAAUACUGAUCUUAAACAUGGCUUCAGAGCACAUCCUGUAUUUUCCUCCAUUUCCCAACAUUCCUAUUCAAUUCUAAAAUGAUUUUAAAAUACGUACAGUAGGUCAAGAUAAAUACUGCCUUCCUUUGGUGUCAGUAAUUAAUGGUUGUUUUCAUUAUUGCGGGUGUUUUUGUGUGACUUGACCAAGGUUGUGAGAAUCACUUAUUUAUGGCUGUGCUACACAUUUGGCCCACCGGCUUGCUAAAGUCUUUCUACUGUAGGUCUCAAAUGCUGUAAACGUUUAAAAAAUAAAGGCACAUGUGCUAAAAAACGAAAGGCCUAUUUCGAUUAAUAAAACACAUUUCAAAUCAAAUGAAAUGGAGAUUCAUAUCAAACUGAAGCUAGAAAAGCCUUUAGGAUUACAGUCUAUGCUAAAUAAGCAUGCAUUACAACUCAUUCUGAGGCCAAGGUGAUCUCCAUAAGUGGACUUUAUUGACAGCUUUCUCAGCUAUACUCAACAAAAAAACUUCUCCAAACGUUUAACAGAGGUUUUGCACAAUGACCAGGAGGUAGUUGUCCAGUUUGUGAUGUCCUGUGUUAACCAGACCAUGGACAAAUAUUUUUCCAUGCUGAUGCAAGAUAACAUUUUCAGUCUCCCAUUGUCAGAAAGCCAAGAGCCUAUCCCAGAAAGCAAAGGGAGCAAGGAGGGCCAUGAUUCCACUGGGGACACAGCCACACCCACAAAGGGACAAUUUAGAGACUAACCUAGCACCUUGUCUUCAGUAGGUGACAGGAAAAUGGAGCACCUGGCAAAAACCCAAACUGACACAGGGUGAAAAGAAAGAUCAGUUCUAAUUUUCAUGUGUAGUACUUUUCCAAAUAAAAUUCCAAAUGAAACUCCUUCAAGCCAAGUUGGAAAAAAUCCUGUGCUUAUUAAUUAUGAUCUCCUUGCAGUUGCUGUGCCGACAGUGUUAAUCAGACAGGUUUUGUUGCAAUCGUGUCAUUAUGAUGGCUUUAUAUGAAUCAUAUCCCUGUUCAAUAAAGAUACAAUUUAGUGGGACACGA
Molecule: messenger RNA, 3874 nt
Organism: Lepisosteus oculatus (spotted gar)
Lineage: Eukaryota; Metazoa; Chordata; Actinopteri; Semionotiformes; Lepisosteidae
Gene: cdh17
Product: cadherin 17, LI cadherin (liver-intestine)
Biological process (GO): homophilic cell-cell adhesion; cell-cell adhesion mediated by cadherin; cell morphogenesis
Cellular component (GO): adherens junction; catenin complex; plasma membrane
Molecular function (GO): cadherin binding; calcium ion binding
Source: RefSeq, a predicted model, not a curated record